This is a messenger RNA of Phyllopteryx taeniolatus (common seadragon), 2204 nucleotides long. RefSeq lists its product as uncharacterized. Bases 268 to 1227 code for a protein of 319 amino acids. The transcript is spliced from 9 exons. The record is from RefSeq and is a predicted model, not a curated record. NCBI's taxonomy places the organism in Eukaryota, Metazoa, Chordata, Actinopteri, Syngnathiformes, Syngnathidae.
GAUGCUAGGCUGGGUGAAGAUCCAGAGGCACUUUUGAGCGACACCUGCCGAAGUAUGCUGUCUGAAACGCUGCCAUGCUAAGAGGCCCACAGCCCCCACGGUGCAACACCCCUGCUAUUACGUUAAAGGCAACAGGCGCGGCUUAUUGUAACCAGAGGUCGCAGUGGCUGACGGCGAGGCAGCUCCAGUCCGCCCGGUGAGUCAUCUGCCUCACAAGGACGUCUCCAAGAGAACACUACGAGGACUUGCGGUUUACUCUUUGGCUGGAUGAAUCAGUUCUCUGACCCCACCUGGUGGCCACAUAGAGCAACAGCAGCCGGAACUUGCCAGGAGAACGUCAACGUGUACGGCUGGGUGGACGUGUACGUGCGGCCUACGUCACACCAAUACCCGGAUGCAACGACCACAAACAUGGACCGCCUGUCGCUGGAGGGAGCCAUUCAUGGUCAUUCCCUUGCUGGCCAUGCCACAACCCCGAGAAAGCGCCAGGUCCGUUUUUCCGCCCGCCAUGACAUCGUCCUGUUGAGGGAGGUUAUCGCCCAGAACCCCUUUGCCUCCAAAGAACCAGGGAAGGUGUGGGCCCGUGUUGGGGAGCUGAUGACAGAGGGCCUCCGCGAGGAAAGCUUUGAGGUGGACGCUCGCCGGUGUCGCGAGAGGACCACGCUGCUGCUGGAUUACUACAAGAAGCAAGACUUCCCCGGUUUACGCAGGUUUGGGAGCGAGGCCUUAUACGCAGAAAAGGAGGAUCUGCUACAUGAGGUGUUGGAGCUGGAGGCUGAGAAGGGCGUGGCUGCCGGCGGAGACUUCAUUCAAUAUCAAGGUGACGAGUUGAGAAAGCGAGCCAUAGAGGAGCUUAGUAUCCCAGAACAGGACAAACCUCAGCUACCGAUCAUACAACUAAGUCCAGGAGGUGAACCUGAAGAAGAUCACGCUGAAAUGACCGAGCUCACGACGGCGCCCACGUCCAAACGCGCGUGCCAGUGCUGCUGCCAGACCUACUCGGAGAUUCUCAGCUUCCUGGAGAAACGCUACCAGGCGGAGCAGCGGCUGCGGGAGGAGGAACUCGCCCUCUGCCGGGAGGAGCUUGAGAUCCAGAGGUGUAAGAUCACCUUGGAAAGGGAGCGUCUGGAAGCGGAAAGAAAGGAACGGGAAGGAAGAUUUGAGCUGGAGAGCCAAGAGAGGCAGGUCAUCUUGGACUUGCUCAAAGAGAAGGUGCUCAAAAGUUGAACCUGAGAAAUGCUCGAGUUACACACAGUAAAACACAACAAUGGUACUGUAUCUAACAAAAAGAGUCCUUCAAGGUGAUUGAAUCAAAACACUCAUUUAUGACAUGAAAUGGAAUGCAGAAAGGGUUUGGCGCAGUGAUUUUAGGGUGUGGCGAUCCUUGCUGCAAAAUCGUACCGAUUCUACCACUGUCAAGUAAUCCAUUAGCUGUGACCUUAAGUUGCACUGAAACCGAUAAACAAGCGGUGAGGUUUAAUUACGCUUGGUUAUGGAAACACUGCUUAAUAACAGUGAAGACGCAGUAGCAUUAAUCAAGCUUUAGUCUGCCGUUUAGAGUUUAUUUGGGGUAUUUUACUGUCAGUGAUACAUUUAAGAAGCACCUUAGCAUAUUGAAAAUGUUCAUUAAUGUGCAUAAUUUAUUUUAGAGAAGUGAUUUGGAUAGUUUGACUGGAACAGGACUUGAAAGGAUGAUGUAAUGCUCUUGUUUUUGUCAUUUUUAUCUGGAACAUCAGUCAUCAUAAACACUGCUUAAACUUGGGACAUAUGUUAUAAAAUUACUGUUAUUUACUUUUAUUUGGAAACCAAGAAAAAUGACUUCCUGUUGGAGAUUAACUAAAAUCACAAAAUUCAAAUGGUAAAUUUUUGAGCCAUUCACCAUUUUAAUAGUUAAGUUCACUUUUAAAAGUGUGAUUAAAAAAAUAUAUAACACAACAUUGUUGUUUAUCCUGAGUCAUUAUUACAAAUAUGUCGAUGCAUUUUUUAUCAAAAAUGGAAUAUCCCUUAUUCAAAGUAGCAAGGGCCAAGGCCAAACUGAUCUGGAAGUACAGUAUGUAUGAAAGUUUAGCAGUUUUGCAAUUUUUUUCUAAUGUCCCCAAUAGGGGCUCUGUAAUUAAUUAAUAGGUUGUAUGUUUUUGAAACAGAGUGAAAGUGUCUGUUGAGGUUCACACCAGCACUAGUUUCUUUACAUCUAAUGCUAUUUG